Messenger RNA from Mucor mucedo, 432 nucleotides. RefSeq lists its product as uncharacterized. Gene Ontology annotation, cellular component: plasma membrane. Bases 1 to 432 code for a protein of 143 amino acids. NCBI's taxonomy places the organism in Eukaryota, Fungi, Mucoromycota, Mucoromycetes, Mucorales, Mucoraceae. The transcript is spliced from 5 exons. The record is from RefSeq and is a predicted model, not a curated record.
AUGGCAGAAGAAACUCUGCUUAACAAUACAAUUUUCUCUGGAUUUCUUCUGAUAGUUGCAGGCUGCACACUCGCUUUACAAGCAGGAUGUAAUGCUACUCUCACAAGAUACGGUGGUAGAUCAUUUUCUUCUUUUGUAAACUUUACUGUCGGGUUAUUAUCCUGUUUCAUCUUUUUCGGUAUAGACAUUGGUGCACUGCAUACCCCUUUACCCACAUCACACGUUGAGCAGGCUCCACACUACGCUUGGAUUGCUGUACCUAAAUUGGGUGUAGGUACAUCACUUGCCUUCUUUGUCUGUUCACAGGUUAUUACAGCUUGCAUCAUUGAUAAUUAUGGUUUAGUUGGAGUCGAAGUGCGUCCAUAUACAACAUGGAGAAUUUUAGCUUCGCUUGGGGCAGUUUUUUUUGUAGGCAUCAUUACUAAGUUUUGA